CGUUUGCGGUCCUGCUUGCUGGUGAAGAGUGAGUGUGCAAGGCAGCUUUUUAAGCAGGCAGUCGCCGGGCAGAUAGUGUAAAAAUGGUGGAAGCAGAUCGUCCUGGAAAGCUGUUCAUUGGUGGGCUGAAUAUAGAGACAAAUGAGAAGGCUCUUGAAUCUAUCUUUGGCAAAUAUGGUCGCAUAGUGGAAGUUCUUCUGAUGAAAGAUCGUGAAACCAAUAAGUCAAGAGGAUUUGCUUUUGUCACCUUUGAGAGCCCUGCAGAUGCCAAGGAUGCUGCGAGAGAUAUGAAUGGAAAGUCUUUAGAUGGAAAAGCCAUUAAAGUGGAACAGGCUACCAAACCAAUGUUUGAAGCCGGUAGACGUGGGCCACCCCAUCCAAGGAGCAGAGGCCCUCCCAGAGGUCUUAGAGGUGGAAGAGGUGGAAGUGGAACACGGGGUCCUCCUUCAAGGGGGAGCCAUUUGGGUUCUUCCAGGGGCCCUCUUCCAAUGAAAAGAGGUCCACCUCCACGCAGUGGGGGCCCACCACCUAAAAGACCUGCUCCUUCAGGACCUGUACGUAGCAGCAGUGGAAUGGGAGGCAGAGCACCCCUGUCACGUGGCAGAGACAGUUAUGGAGGUCCACCUCGUAGAGAAUCACUACCGUCGCGAAGAGAUGUCUACUUAUCUCCAAGAGAUGAUGGCUACAGUACUAAAGACAGUUAUUCAAGUCGAGAUUAUCCAAGUUCCAGAGACACAAGGGAUUAUGCUCCACCUCCACGAGAUUAUGCCUACCGUGAUUAUGGUCAUUCCAGUUCACGUGAUGAGUACCCCUCAAGAGGUUACAGUUAUUCCUCUUACAGUGACCGUGAUGGCUACGGAGGGCGUGACCGGGACUACUCAGAUCACCCAAGUGGAGGCUCCUACAGAGAUUCAUAUGAGAGUUAUGGUAACUCACGUAGUGCUCCACCUACACGAGGGCCCCCUCCAUCUUAUGGUGGAAGCAGUCGCUAUGAUGAUUACGGGAGCACCCGAGAUGGGUAUGGUGGAAGUCGAGAAAAUUACUCAAGCAGCAGAAGUGAUGUCUACUCAAGUGGCCGUGAUCGUGUUGGAAGACAAGACAGAGGGCUGCCCCCUUCUAUGGAAAGGGGCUAUCCUCCUCCACGGGAUUCAUACAGCAGCUCAAGCCGCGGAGCACCCAGAGGUGGCGGCCGUGGAGGGAGUCGCUCUGAUAGAGGUGGAGGCCGAAGCAGAUACUAAACCUUUCAAACUAUUGGACCAAAUCAGUUUUUUCCUCAAACAAAUGGAAUGUGGAAGUUCUAUCUUCACUCCCAGAGGACUACUGAAAAGUUGUUUUUACCUUUUUUUAUUGUUGCCUGUUAAGUUCCCCUCCAUGACUUAUGUUUUUUGUGAGAAAAAGUAAACACUUGUUAUUUCAUUUCAAAAUUGUUAAUAUUUCUCUCAAAAAGCAGAUGUUAAUGUAUGACAUUUGAGCCUGUAUUACUUAGUGUUGUAACUUUCACAGUAAACGUUAACCCUAAAAUGCCUCACUUCUCACCUCAUCAAUGAGACCAGCAAACCUAAGGCUCCCCAUACAACGUGCAGCCAUCUAAAAUGGCCAUGGAUCAUUCUACGUAUGCAAACAUGCCGUUUUUCUAGGCACCAUUAUAGUUGUUGGAGGGUGGUGGGGAUGUGUGCCAGACGUAAAUGUUAGUGCCAGAAUGCACACAAAAGCUCCCAAAUAUGAAAUUUCUUCAGCCUUGUGUAAAAUUCAAGAUACCAUUCAGUCAUUAAAUCAAAACAACAAAUGGAUAAUGCUGAAUGUGCAUUGUGCCUUCCUACGUGUUUCAUUUGGGAAUUUGCAAGAACCUCAUUCCCCCCCAAAUAAAAUAAUAAUCUGUAGUAAGCAAGCUACAGAGUUCUGUAAAUAAAAGGUUUGACCGGUUCCAUCAAAGAAGCUACAAAACAAUACUUGCUCUUACUGUUUCAAAUUUUUGCAAUCCUGUAGUGUCUCAUUUUUAAAGGAACAUCUUUGACUCCAAAGGCAAAAUGGAGAAAAUAAGAUAAGCAAAGAAGUCUUUCUCUCCAACUUCUGAAAGGCUUAUGGCUUCAUAUUAGCAGUGAAACUUACAGCAUUCCACAACAGAUUUAAAGCACCAAAUGCCUGUGAAACAGCAAAGAUG
Molecule: messenger RNA, 2161 nt
Organism: Gekko japonicus
Lineage: Eukaryota; Metazoa; Chordata; Lepidosauria; Squamata; Gekkonidae
Gene: RBMX
Product: RNA binding motif protein, X-linked
Exons: 9
Coding region: 84-1238 (384 amino acids)
Biological process (GO): positive regulation of mRNA splicing, via spliceosome
Cellular component (GO): spliceosomal complex
Molecular function (GO): RNA binding
Source: RefSeq, a predicted model, not a curated record